This is a messenger RNA of Saccostrea cuccullata (small rock oyster), 649 nucleotides long. Its product is annotated as serum paraoxonase/lactonase 3-like. Gene Ontology annotation, molecular function: arylesterase activity. The transcript has 3 exons. NCBI's taxonomy places the organism in Eukaryota, Metazoa, Mollusca, Bivalvia, Ostreida, Ostreidae. The record is from RefSeq and is a predicted model, not a curated record. The coding region runs from base 32 to 382 and encodes 116 amino acids.
GUACGUUGUCUCCAGUGGUGGUCAAAAAGUGAUGAUAUUUAAACGAGAGUCCAAUAACAGACUUACGAAAGUCAAUGAAAUUCCAGUUGAUACUGUCCCAGACAACUUAGUGGUGGAUCCUAAAACGGGAGACUUGUUGCUUGGAUGCCACCCAAUAGUAUUUAAAACCGCUCACCAUCUCGAUAACCCAGUGGAACCCGCAGCCUCACAGGUACUGAUGUUACACAUGGAUAGCAAUGGUACCAAUUUGACAGGUAUUACGGAGCUAUUCUCAGACGACCUUGAGCUUUAUGGUUCCACCGUGGCUACAUUGUACAAGAAUCGCAUGUUAAUAGGCACAAUCUUGCACAAAAUGAUGUACUGUGAAGUGAAUAUAUUAUAAGGGACGUUUUAUGGUCAAAAUCUCCUCUUCAUCUUCGUGAAAUGCAUGUAUGUUCGUACUCUUAUUCGUCAAUGAAAGAUGAAUUACAGUGAAGGAAAAUGUGAAAAUGUAAGAAUACAGACAUGAAAGUGAAAAUGAAAACAGUAUAAAAGUAACUCAUAUAUAACUCAUAUAUAAAGAGAAGUGAAAAAAUUGACAUUAUACAUAUAGGCUUGAUGUCUUUGACGUUUUUUCUAUUGAAAUAAAAAAAAAUCCUUAUGUUUCAUA